CGCACGAAGCGCCAUGCCGGUGUUUCAGCUUACAAGUGUCCGUAACGGAGCUGUCACAGGUGUCAGCACACGCAACGUCAAUGCUUUAAAUUCAAUGUCAGCCGGAGAGGAAUACGUAAAUCGCACCAAGUUCAAGUCUGCCCUUCUUGUAGCUACUGGCUGGAAAGCUAGAACACAAGACCUUGAGUUCUGUCUUGGGCAAAGUGUCCCAGCAAAUGCCAAGCUGACGGUUGAGCACCUCCACCGGAUGGUGGUUGCAACCUCCCGGGACUCCACCGCGCGGCUCAGGGAGGUAUAUCAGGCGUUCGAUGCUUCUGGCCUGGGGUUUGUACGUCGCGACGAGGCGCAACGCAUUUUCCAGGAUGUGGCGCCGACGGUGCGCAGCAGCACCUUCGAGGAGGUCUUCGACGCCCUGGACACCACCCGGUCCGGGCGAGUGUCCUGCGACGACUUUAUGUCUGCAUUAAGGUUACUCCUACAGUGA
This is a messenger RNA of Volvox carteri f. nagariensis, 484 nucleotides long. RefSeq lists its product as uncharacterized. Gene Ontology annotation, molecular function: calcium ion binding. The record is from RefSeq and is a predicted model, not a curated record. The annotation marks the transcript as partial. The transcript is spliced from 5 exons. Lineage: Eukaryota; Viridiplantae; Chlorophyta; Chlorophyceae; Chlamydomonadales; Volvocaceae.